Nelumbo nucifera (sacred lotus) is the source of this 596-nucleotide messenger RNA. Its product is annotated as histone H4. The record is from RefSeq and is a predicted model, not a curated record. Gene Ontology annotation, molecular function: structural constituent of chromatin; protein heterodimerization activity; DNA binding. NCBI's taxonomy places the organism in Eukaryota, Viridiplantae, Streptophyta, Magnoliopsida, Proteales, Nelumbonaceae. Gene Ontology annotation, cellular component: nucleosome.
GUUCUCAUCUUCUCACAGAGAAAGCGCGAACCACUGUCCACAGGUCCCAAAGCGCAGAAACAGAGAGAAGAAGAUGUCAGGAAGAGGAAAAGGAGGAAAGGGACUGGGAAAAGGAGGUGCGAAGAGGCAUCGCAAGGUUCUGAGGGAUAACAUCCAGGGCAUCACCAAGCCUGCAAUCCGAAGGUUGGCGAGGCGUGGUGGAGUUAAGCGUAUUAGCGGUCUGAUCUAUGAGGAGACUCGUGGUGUCCUCAAGAUCUUUCUUGAGAACGUCAUUCGUGAUGCUGUCACUUAUACCGAGCACGCUCGCCGGAAGACGGUCACUGCUAUGGACGUUGUUUAUGCUCUUAAGAGACAGGGUAGGACUCUUUACGGGUUCGGAGGUUAGGGUUUCUGGGGGGCUUUAUGGUGUAAAAAUUGGAAUCUAGGGUUCGUUGUUUUAUCGUCUGGGUUUCGUUGUUGGAUGUAUUUAUUUAGUGUUCUUCUGACGAAUCGAUGAAUGAUAAAUUGUUGUUUUUUGGUAAUUUUGAUUCUGUUCUUCUGGGUUUGUUUGUGGAUUUUCUGUAAAUUGUUAAUUUGUUCGACUGGUUUUGUGUUUC